Molecule: messenger RNA, 4614 nt
Organism: Frieseomelitta varia
Lineage: Eukaryota; Metazoa; Arthropoda; Insecta; Hymenoptera; Apidae
Gene: l(3)mbt
Product: lethal(3)malignant brain tumor-like protein 4
Exons: 17
Coding region: 789-4523 (1244 amino acids)
Biological process (GO): regulation of DNA-templated transcription
Cellular component (GO): nucleus
Molecular function (GO): protein binding; sequence-specific DNA binding; zinc ion binding
Source: RefSeq, a predicted model, not a curated record
UCCGGUACGGUUAACAACUCGUAUCAAGGAUGAUCCGAUUAGCCGAGGUUAGGAACUUGUCCGUCGGCGUGACGCCGAUUGACCAAUGGCAGGCGGCCUGUUGCGCCGUCGCCACUACAGUCGGAGCCUAUGAGCACGUAGCUGUAGCGUACGUGAACGAAGGCUCGAACGCUUGAAAGAUAUCAAUGUGAGAAUAAUGGUUGAAAUUUCGCUUCGUAGCUGCAAUUUCGUUUGCCCCUUCGUUCGCAACGCGUUGAUCGUUCGCGCUGCUCUGGUGAUAUCCGACAGCGAGACGAUCGGCCUCGCAUAAUUUCAUCCGUCUUUGUAUUCCAGUGAAAAGUGUGCGUGCGCGUUGUGUUCCCUCGGAGUAGUUCGUGAUGCGCGAUCGACGAUUUGCAAAAGUACCCGGGUGAAAAGACAUUCGCCACCGUGAUUGUUCGUCGCUGCUUGUUCCUGGAGAUCCACCGGUGUUCUCAUAGAAUGCACGGGAAUAAAUUGCUGACCGACCGACACGUUUGAACGAGCGAAAAAAAUAAUAAACGCAGGAACACUCCGCGAGACCAAUUCGGCGCGUGUUUCAAAUCGCGUUAGUGGGAUCCCCUCGACGCCUAGUUAUGGCUAUACGCGACACCAAGGCAUUAGUUGUUAAACUUCGCCUGUUGGUUUGACCGCCAAGUUUCUCAGGGAUUCUCGUUGCAUGUUGCACGUUGAAAAGUCAAGGUUAUAUGCGAAUUAUGUGAAUAGCGACGAUUCUGUCUGGCGAUAGGAGAAUAUUAUAUACUGUUAGAAUGGAAGAAGAAAUAGUAGUAGAUGAUGUAGAUGAGAAUAGCAAUACGGAGGCUCCACAGUCAGACGACCCAACAACACCCGUUAUGCCUUUAUUAUAUAUCCAACAAAGUAAAUUACGCUCAGCACCACCAACAACCACUAAUCAGACUUUGGUUUCACCAAAUGCCACGCAAUUGGCUGCUAUUAUCAAUCCAGUUAAUAAUCAGAUUGUUACUGGACAGAACAAGGUAUUUAUACAAGGGCCAAGUCAGGUUACUACUUCUCAAAGUAAACAGCAUAUUGUAAUUCAUCGGCCCAUCAAUACUGUCAGUACCACAACCACUUCACAAGGUCAGAAACAUAUAUUGCUUAGAAAGUCUAAUACAUCCACUGCUCAGAUUGUGCCCUUAAGUACUUCUCAGGGAAAUCAAACUAAUGCACAAGCAGGCAAGCACACCUUUGCAUAUCUUGGAACUCUCAUCAAACCAAAUAAGUCACGUGAAUCUGUUGUUAUUCCAGCAGGAGCUCUAACUACGACUCAAAUAGCUAAACCAAAAUUAGUGAUAGCACCAGUUAUAUCGCAGUUAGCUCAAACUUCAACAAGCAGUACCACUGGAUCUCAAAGCCAAACUCCAAAACACAUGGCUAAUUUAUUAUUACCAGUCAGUAUACCCCCACAAGGUGGACCUACUAAGUCUAGCAUGUUUAAUUUAAAAAUUAACAAUGGCCAAAUUAAUACAGAAAAUAAAGGAACUAUUACAGUGUUACGGGAGUCGAAAACUACAAAUUCAGCUACACACCCACCUCCUUUGCAUCCUAUUGCAAAAAUGAGUUUACUAAACGCAAAUAAAGGAAACAAUAAUUCCACAGAUAGUAUAAAAAUUACAGAAAAUCCAGAUUCCGCAGUUAUUACCCCUAUCCCAAAAAAGGAUGAUAUUGGCAUGCCUGAAAAGCGAAAAAAAACGAUAAGCAAUAUAUUAAGAGGAUCAAGUGAAAAACGAUUGAAAAAGCAAACUCUUCCAAAAUCUCCCCAGGAAAGUAUAGUUGACGUAAGCUACGCAUUAAGUAGUCCCGAAUCAGAGCAAGAUAAAGACAAAAAAGUGCAAAAUGAUGAUGACAUUACUUUGAUCAAAGUAGUUCCUAGCGAAGAGAAAACUGUGAAGUUAACUAAUGCUAACAUGGAUGAUGAUAUAAAGAUUGAGAUUAUUAAAACACGCACAAGUUGUGGCAUUGAAUCAAUAACUGACAAUAAAAGUGAUACUAAGAUUAAUAUAAAUAAUCAUGAAGACUUGAAAGAUCAUUUGAAUACGACACAUCCGAAUGAUUCGAACUUCGAUGCGACGAAAGUUUUGGAUUGGAAGGAUGGUGUUGGAACCCUUCCUGGAAGUACAUUAAAGUUUUGUAUGAACGAGUUUGGGAUCAUGGAAGUAGUGGAUGAGGACGAAAAUAACAAACAAGGCAAAGAUUGCAUUGGCGACAAAGAGAAUGUUUGUUCGACACAAAAUUCUUCUAAAUCUAGUCCCGUAACUGUCAACAAUAUAAACAACGAGAAAAAACAGUUUAUUGUUACAGCCGACGAUAGGAAAUCAAGGACUGUUUCGGCAGACACAAUGUACCAUUGUGAAGGCUGUGGAUGUUACGGAUUGGCUGCAGAAUUUGAAAGUCCGAUAUCAUGUGGUCCAACAUGUACAGAAAUAAUAGAAGCCAAGAAACAGCCUGCAUUGCGAAAAGAAAAAGAGUUGAAGGAUUUACGCGCGAGGCGAAAACGCAAGAGAUUACUUCAAGAGCAGCAACAAUCUAAAGACAUGGAAGAUAAGUCCGAAGACAAAGGACAGGAUAAAGUGAAGUCUGAAACAGACGAGGAUACAAAAGAGUCUAUUACAGGAAUGGAUGAAGAGAGUCAAGGAGAUAUCGCUGAAUCGAAGUAUCCUUGGCAGACAGGAAAACUCGGAUUUUCAUGGUCCAAGUAUCUUGAACAUUGCAAAGCCAAAGCAGCGCCGGUUAAAUUAUUCAAAGACCCCUUUCCAUACGCUAAAAAUCAUUUCAAAGUUGGGAUGAAAUUAGAAGGAAUAGAUCCUGAACAUCCGUCACGAUAUUGUGUUCUAACAGUUGUUGAAGUAGUGGGUUAUCGAAUACGCUUGCAUUUCGAUGGAUACGCAGAAAAUUACGAUUUUUGGAUAAACGCAGAUAGUAUGGAUAUUUUCCCGGUCGGUUGGUCGGAAAAGAAUGGACAUCGAUUAGAUCCGCCGAAAGGUUACGUAGCUAGUAAUUUUAAUUGGAAUGCCUAUUUAAAAAUUUGUAAAGCUACCGCAGCGCCAAAAAAUAUAUUUUCAAACAAAAGUGUAAGUUCAGUGUGUCCAACUGGUUUUCGCGUAGGAAUGAAAUUAGAAGCGGUAGAUAGGAAGCAUUCUUCGUUGGUUUGCGUAGCAAGUAUAGCAGGCCUAAUGGAUUCCCGUAUAUUAGUUCAUUUUGAUUCUUGGGACGAAGUGUACGAUUAUUGGGCAGAUGCAAGUUCUCCGUACAUUCAUCCAGUGGGUUGGUGCCAUCACAAUGGUCACAGUCUGACGCCACCAAAUAACUAUAAAGACCCCAAAUCUUUCACAUGGGAUGCAUAUCUUAGAGAAACUCGCUCAAUGGUCGCACCAGCUAGAGCUUUUAAACAACGACCUCCUUGUGGAUUUAAGCGUGGAAUGAAAUUAGAAACAGUUGAUAAACGUGUGCCUCAACUCAUAAGGGUGGCAACAGUUGAAGACGUGAAAGAUCAUAUGUUGAAAAUACGUUUUGACGGAUGGCCAGAAAAUCAUGCCUAUUGGGUGGACGACGAUUCCCCUGACAUACAUCCCAUGGGUUGGUGUAUGAAAACUGGUCAUCCCUUAGAACCACCAUUAACGCCAGAUAAUUUAAAUGACAGACCUGAAUGUGGAACAUAUGGUUGCAAAGGAAUAGGACACGUAAAAGGGCCUAAAUAUGCAACGCAUAACUCUGCAUCUGGAUGUCCAUAUUCUCCUCAAAAUCUUCAUAAAGUUAGACAGUUAUCUGAUAGACUUAAUUUGAAACACGAGACUUGUGAUUUUGAAGAGGAUAUGCAGGACAGACCAAAACUAGAGAAAGCCGAUAAAAUAAAAAUGGAGAAGUCGGAGAAACCAUUGUUUUCGGACGAACGGUUGAUGAAGACUGAAAAAGACAUUAAGCAAGAAGAUGGGGACUUUUCCGACAAGAAUGAUAAAUCUGAAAAUUCAGAAAAGUACAAUAGAUCAAAACAUCAUCACAGUGAUGGGCAAACGGAUGACGAUGAACUUUUAAGAAAGAGGAAAAAGAGGCGACAGAUUUCAGAGGAACCUUUGUAUUCCCUCUCGAAUUCGUACGGUGACUCAUCGUUAACUACUAUACCUUAUGCUGCAAAUAUGCCUGAUAAACAGUUGCGUACUGAAUUGUAUCAAUCUGUUUACAAUCCUGGGUACAAUCCGUUACCGGAUUCGCCGCAUAUUUGGGCGAAACAUAGCAAUGCUUUAAACAGGGUAGUAGCAAAACAGAACACAAAUCCACGAAGAUGGUCGAAUGAAGAAGUCAUUAAAUUUAUACAAAGCGUACCCAACUGUAAAGAAAUUGGAAAUAUCUUUAGGCAACAUAAUAUUGACGGCGAAGCAUUUUUAAUGUUGACUCAAGAGGAUUUGGUAUCGCUACUGGGAUUACGUCUCGGACCUGCGAUUAAGUUGUACAACAGUAUAGUUCUUUUACGUCGAAGAGCAACGUGAAUGAUGUGCGAUGAACGCACAUACAAUUGGGUUCUGAAAAGUGCAAAGUGGCAGCUAUCAUGAUAAUUACGUCAAACAUAUUUAUUUUAAA